AUGACAUUGACAAAUAGAGGUUAUAUUUUGGGGUCAACAAUUUUUCAUAAAGAUUUUAAUAAUUUAAUUAAAAAAAUCCACAUAUCACUAAAUUUUAGUCACUACAUGGCUUCUGAGGCUGUAAGGAACUUGUCCGAAGACAUAUCACAAAACGCCAGCAUGGAAAAAUGCUACGAAAACUACAUUUUAAUAGAUGUGGGGGCCAACCUUACUAACAAAAAGUACGGCAGAGAUUUGGAUACUGUGGUGCAAAGGGCCAAAGAUUCAGGGGUCCAAAAGAUAAUGGUAACUGGAACGUCUGUCAAAGCCAGCAAAGAAGCCUUAAGGUUGACUAGAAUAUUUCCAGAGACCCUCUAUUCCACAGCAGGCAUACAUCCACAUGACGCAAAAUCUUAUGAUGACGAAUCCUGGGCAGAACUGUGCCGAAUAGUACAGAAUCCGGAAUGUGUGGCUGUGGGGGAAUGUGGCUUGGAUUAUAAUAGGAACUUUUCUGAUCCUGAAGAUCAAAAGGCAGUUUUUGAAAAACAUAUAAAACUUGCUAUAGAACAUAAUAAACCUCUAUUUGUCCACGAACGAGAUGCUUUCGAUGACCUUAAUGAAAUUCUAGAUAGAUAUUCAAAAAAUUUGCCUCCAGUUGUGAUUCACUGUUUCACUGGUAGUGUGGAGAACGCCCUGGCUUAUAUUAAUAAAGGCUAUUACAUAGGAUUAACAGGUUACUUAUGCAAAGACAAGUCAGACACAGGCGUUCGAAAGCUGCUAUUAGACAAUUUGAUUCCCCUGGACAAAUUAGUGGUCGAAACCGACGCUCCCUUCAUGUACCCGAACACAAGGGCCUCGAAGCUGCCCCAACAUGUAAAAGAUGGUCUAACAGAACGAUCUAUGACGUUCCUGCACCGGUACUGUACCUUCCAAAGGAACGAGCCCUGUUCACUUCCCGCUAUAGUGGAAAUGAUAGCAGCCUUUAUGAAUAAAAAACCCGAGGAGGUGGCCCUGGCAACCUCAUUCAACGCCAUGAAACUUUUCGGUCUUUCGUAAGCGUGUACGACUGACUCGUUAUUGUUCCUUUAUUGACUCAAUUCAAAAUAUUCAUGUAUUUAUUAUGCUUGCCCUAAUUGUAGCUCUUUUAAGUCUUUGUUAUAUUUUACAUAGAACUAUUUUUAUAUGAUAAAAAUAUCUAUUUAUUUUUCUUAAGAUAUGUAUAUUUACAUUAUUGUGAUGUGAGUGAUUCUUUUAUUGAGGAAACAACUGUGCCUUAAUAUAUCGAAAUAAAAUUUUACUAGUUGAAAA
This is a messenger RNA of Anthonomus grandis grandis, 1287 nucleotides long. Its product is annotated as 3'-5' ssDNA/RNA exonuclease TatD. Gene Ontology annotation, molecular function: single-stranded DNA 3'-5' DNA exonuclease activity. Lineage: Eukaryota; Metazoa; Arthropoda; Insecta; Coleoptera; Curculionidae. Bases 1 to 1035 code for a protein of 344 amino acids. Gene Ontology annotation, cellular component: cytosol. The transcript has 5 exons. The record is from RefSeq and is a predicted model, not a curated record.